AUUUUGAACUGGAUCGCAGCCGCAGCUGGACUUUGUUUUGGGAGUGUUGUUUUUCUCUUCGCUGAAUGAAUUCGUGUUACAAAUAAUUGUUGUUCCUUAAGUUCCUUCAUGAAAAAAACAAACAAUUCUUAUGAAAAAAAACUAAACUUGAGGUAGCACAAGUUCACCGACCCAAGCAAAGCGAGCGAGAGAGGGAGAGAGAGCAGGACACUUUUUAUUUAAAAAUGAACUCGGACGAUAUAAUUUAUAUAGUUUUGCUUCUAUUUGCCAUUGGAUUUGGACACAUUUUACGGCAAAUUGAGGACCCACUGCAAAGAAAAUGGGCUGCCUCUGCGGUUGGAUUCAUGAUAAUGCUGAUUCCUUCGGGUCUUCACAUUGUCCACCCUAUCAUCUGCAUUGUGGUCAAUGCAGCUUUUAUCGUCUACGGUGACAAAAUGAAGUGUCAUUUAUACAGUUUUGCGUUUACGUUCAUCUACUUGGCUUUCUUCCGUACAACAGUUUACUUUGGAAUCUCAUAUCCUCCAGGUCACACAAACUUAAUUCAAAUGAUGCUUACAUUAAAGUUGGUUGGACUAGCUUUUGAGGUUCACGACACACAGAAGGCCAUGAAGAGUUCUAAAGACAAACACGAAUUUCUCAGAGUCCAGCCAGACCUGGCCGACGUUUUUCACUACUCGUUUUGCUACAUUGGUGUCCUGGCAGGGCCAUUUUAUAGAUACAGGACUUACUAUGACCUGAUGCACGGCUCGUACUGGAAGAACGUCAACUGCACUCAACAUAUGCUCAAGCGAGUAAUUAUUGCUCCGAUGGCAGCAUUCACCUUUUAUGUUCUAUCUCAAAUGUAUCCGUGGGAUUAUGGACUGUCCGACGAAUUUGUUUACGAACGAUCCCUGGUGUACAGGAUUUUGUACAUGCUUCCAUCAUUUGUUACAUUUCGCAUGAGAAUCAUGACUGGCAUGAUUUUGUCAGAGUGUGCCUGCAUAAUGGCUGGCCUCGGCGCUUAUCCUGUUAGUACAAGACCCAGAACUGGCACUGGUCCUCAGGAUUACACCAAACUUUUGGAACUCGAUGAACAUCCUCAACAACUUAAAAAGGAAGAGUACAAUUUUGCCACUGUCUACAACGUUGAGCCUUGGGGUGUAGAAUUUUCACCCACCGUAAGGGAAGGAAUGCACUGUUGGAAUACAACUGUACAAUAUUGGCUGGCAAUUAAUGUCUACAAACGAGUUACCAACAAAAGUUUUAGAACUGCAGCCACUAUGUUCAUUUCGUCAUAUUGGCAUGGUGUUUACAUUGGAUAUUACCUGUGCUUAGGAUCUGUUCCCUUCUAUCUUCCCGUAGAAGAUAUUUAUGACAAACUGUAUCGACAGCCAUACACGGGAGCGAAGCGAAAAAUCAUCAACUGGAUUUUCUGGAUUCCAAGAGUUUUUGCAUUUUCAUACAUGUCCUUGCCAUUCAUUUACCUCUAUCCAGAUAAAAUUAUUAGAAACUGGGGAGCUAUUUAUUUUAUGGGCCAUGUCGUCAGCAUAUUGGCAUAUAUAAUUGGAAUUGGGCUUAGAAAAAUUUAUAGAAAAUCAAGUAGUGACCCUCAUCAUAAGGAUUCUAAUCGUGAAAAAGUGCAUAGCAAAGCAGAAUAAAUUUCCUUGUCACAUUGUUCCUGAAUUGUUCUCUAUUUUUUUCAUUUUAAUAAGAUUUUAUGUUCAUGCAUGGCAUGGAAGUUACAUUAGAUUUUCCCCCCUAACAAAUUAAAAUUGGAUAUCUUUAAUUGUUGUUGAUUUAAAUGAGUAAAAUUUAAUAAACAGAGGCUGGUUCUUAA
This is a messenger RNA of Neocloeon triangulifer, 1816 nucleotides long. It is a transcript of the gene frj, whose product is annotated as lysophospholipid acyltransferase 7. Gene Ontology annotation, biological process: phosphatidylinositol biosynthetic process; lipid modification. The coding region runs from base 225 to 1637 and encodes 470 amino acids. The record is from RefSeq and is a predicted model, not a curated record. The transcript is spliced from 7 exons. Lineage: Eukaryota; Metazoa; Arthropoda; Insecta; Ephemeroptera; Baetidae. Gene Ontology annotation, molecular function: lysophospholipid acyltransferase activity. Gene Ontology annotation, cellular component: membrane; mitochondria-associated endoplasmic reticulum membrane contact site.